AUGUCUUCUCCAGAGGCCCGUGCUGGCGUCAAGCGACCUCGCACCCAGUCUCUUCCCCCUCCUGCUCUCCCUCAGCUGGUCGCUGAGCAGCACACCGCCAUCCCUCCUACCGACAAGGAUUCUCAGCGCCUCAUUGUCGUUCUCUCCAACGCCAGUCUCGAGACCUACAAGGCUUCACAUGGCGGCACCGGCCGCAACGGCGUCCAACGUGAGGAGAAGUACUCGCUACUCAACAGCGACGAGCAUAUUGGAGUUAUGCGCAAGAUGAACCGCGACAUUAGUGACGCGCGCCCGGAUAUUACACAUCAGUGCCUCCUGACCCUGCUCGACUCCCCCAUCAACAAGGCCGGCAAGCUUCAGAUCUACAUUCAUACCGCCAAGGGUGUCUUGAUCGAGGUCUCGCCGUCUGUUCGCAUCCCGCGUACAUUCAAGCGCUUUGCCGGUCUGAUGGUUCAACUGCUGCAUCGCCUGUCCAUCCGCUCGACCAACUCGCAGGAGAAGCUGCUUCGUGUAAUCCAGAAUCCCAUCACCGAUCACCUUCCGCCCAACUGCCGCAAGGUUACGCUCAGUUUCGAGGCCCCUCUGGUACACGUCAGAGACUACAUCGACACGCUCGCCCCCAAGGAGAGUGUUUGCGUCUUCGUCGGUGCCAUGGCAAAGGGUGCCGAUACCUUUGCUGAUGGCCUCGUCGACGAGAAGAUUUCCAUCAGCAACUACAGCUUGUCCGCCAGCGUUGCUUGCAGCAAGUUUUGCCACGCUGCUGAGGAUUCCUGGGACAUUCAGUAG
Messenger RNA from Colletotrichum abscissum, 786 nucleotides. Its product is annotated as essential for mitotic growth 1. Gene Ontology annotation, molecular function: rRNA (pseudouridine) methyltransferase activity; rRNA binding. Bases 1 to 786 code for a protein of 261 amino acids. Gene Ontology annotation, biological process: rRNA base methylation. Lineage: Eukaryota; Fungi; Ascomycota; Sordariomycetes; Glomerellales; Glomerellaceae. The record is from RefSeq and is a predicted model, not a curated record. The transcript has 3 exons. Gene Ontology annotation, cellular component: small-subunit processome; nucleolus.